GUUUUUGCUUAACAAUGUCAGCCCGCUGGAUCUUACAAUGGCUGUAAUAAUAAUCCACGUGAUGCUUGCUGUAAUAAUGRCGGCUACUUUCAGAGUCUACGGCUCAAUAACCACAACGUCUACCAACGAAGAAUGUGUUGACCUGCUGCCAAAUAGAUGUGAAAUAAAGUACUGUUCGUAUCCAGCUGGAGUUACUCAGUGUCAGAAGACAUGCAAUAUCUGUACUCCUGUUACCCCUACUAAUUCAACAUUCAACAAUGGAUCAACAACUACAGCAAAGCUAACCACAACUAUAACAAAUACAGCGACUAUCAAUAGCACAAUCAGCACUUCCUCUGUUCGAAACUCUACACUUUCCACGAACUCAGGCUCUCAUUCUAGUAAAAGAUCAGUGCUUUUUGUGCCUGUAAUGCUACUAUGGUUACUUUAUAGACAUUUAACAGAGUUAGGUAGCUGAAUCAUGUGACGUCAUCAAAAUGAGCAGCAUCGAUGAUGUGCGGUAGGAGUUGAAUAGCUGACAUUUCCACGAAUUCACUUAUGCUUCAUAAGAUUUAGUGAUUAGAAAACAGUUUUUAAUGUGCUAAAUGGGUCCUAUCUCGAUAAAGCUCUCACAUUAUGGUGCUAUAAUAGCUCACAAUAUCAGUAACAUAAACUGCAACAGUAACAUAAACUGCCGAUAAAAACUUUGUAUCUGACUGCUUACAAUUUCUCUGUAACUGACCUCCCAGUAGUUCUUCCUCCCAAUGCUAUGCCGGGUUCUGUUUGCAGCACGCAAUUACAAUGUGCAUCCAAGCCAUGAAAUCGUGAAGUCGUUUUAUUUUCUAGCAUUAAUUUUUGCUCAGCGACACAUCUUAAACAAGUAUUUUUCGCUGGAAAUGCAAACAGGAAACAAAGACAGACAUUGCAUUUCUGAGCGGCAAAUAAAGAGCGUGUUAGACAGCACCAAUAUGUAUUUUCAAAAUUAUGUAAAGCAAUUGAAAAAAUGUCUAAUUGUGUUAUGCCCAGAAUUUUAUUUAAAAGUUGUAUUUCAAACCUUAAAGUAAAUUUUAUAAUAAAUUUAUAUGAGCGAA
Messenger RNA from Exaiptasia diaphana, 1070 nucleotides. RefSeq lists its product as uncharacterized. The transcript is spliced from 3 exons. The record is from RefSeq and is a predicted model, not a curated record. The coding region runs from base 38 to 457 and encodes 139 amino acids. NCBI's taxonomy places the organism in Eukaryota, Metazoa, Cnidaria, Anthozoa, Actiniaria, Aiptasiidae.